GUAGCGUACUAGCAUGGCGUUCGGUGCGGUCGGAGUUCCGUUGUCUCGCCUGUGUUCUUUUCAUGUUAGGUUCUACCGAAGUAUCUGACAGAGGUGUGUUCGUACUAUACGUUGGACGCAUUUAAAGAAAAACAGUCGUGUUGGUCUGUUGAAUACUCCAGAUAAGUGGCUAGUGGAUCCCAGGUAGCUUGCUAACUAGUAACGCUAGCAAGGAGGCAAAAAAAAUUGGGAGAUACGGGGCAACAAGAGGAGGAGUCCUGUUUUGGAAGAGCUGAUGCAGAUGCCAUGGCAAUAGCCGAGGUAUGGGAGUGACGUGACAGUGCUGGUCCUGCUUCCAAACAAAACCCUUAUCGGCGUCAUGUUUUUCUGCUGAAGUCAAAGCAGAACACACAGAGAAUGGACGAGUCAGUAUUGUUGGAUUUGCUCGAGUGCCCUGUUUGUCUGGAGCGUCUGGAUGCCUCGGCAAAGGUUCUUCCCUGUCAGCACACCUUCUGCCGCCGAUGCCUCCAAGGCAUCCUAGGCUCACGUGGAGAGCUGCGCUGCCCAGAGUGCCGGACGCUGGUGGAGUGUGCCGUGGAUGAACUCCCCAGCAACAUCCUCCUCGUGCGCCUUUUGGAUGGCAUCAAGCAGAGGCCUCGAAGGGCCGGCCCUGGGGCUGGAGUCUGCACAAAUGGUACGUCUGGAGCUGUGGCCAGAGCGCACGGCAGGGACCAGGGCUCCAGGGACCAGGGCACCCCAGGAGCACAACCCCAGCGAGCUCAGGCUAAGAGCACCCUUGUCCGGGGUGUACCCCAGCUCCCUUGUGCCAAGGCGCUCUACAACUACGAUGGCAAGGAACCAGGAGACCUCAAGUUCAGCAAGGGCGACAUUAUCAUCCUGCGCCGGCAAGUGGACGAGAACUGGUACCACGGCGAGAUGGGCGGAGUCCACGGCUUCUUCCCCACCAACUUUGUCCAGGUCAUCAAGCCGCUGCCACAGCCACCCCCUCAGUGCAAAGCUCUCUAUGACUUUGAGCUCAAAGACAAGGAGGCAGACAAGGACUGUCUGCCCUUCUCCAAGGAUGAUAUCCUGACUGUGAUCCGCAGAGUGGAUGAAAAUUGGGCGGAGGGAAUGCUGGGAGAUAAAAUUGGAAUUUUUCCCAUCUCAUACGUUGAGUUCAACUCCGCAGCUCGUCAGCUUAUAGAGUUGGACAAGCCAUCAGACUCCAGUGGAGACUCUGGUGAGGGGGCCUCUUCGGGGCCCCAGAGCAAUGGUGCCCAGCGGGCAGGAGAGAAGAAGAACAGCAAGAAGCGACAUUCCUUCACCUCUCUCACCAUGUCCCACAAACCCAUGCUAGCCCCUCCCCCUCAGCGCCACUCCAUGGAGAUUAGCGGGCCGGUCCUUAUCAGCUCCAGCAACCCCACAGCCGCUGCCCGAAUUGGAGAGAUCAGUGGGGGGCUUUCCUGCAGCGCACCUUCGCAGGUCCACAUUUGCACAACUGGACUAAUCGUGACCCCACCCCCUAGUAGCCCGGUUACUACAGCUACUGUCUUCACAUUUCCCUCAGAGACAAGCUACACGUCCAUCCCUGUGGAUGCUCUCCCACCACCCCCACCUCCUCCCCCACAAUCCUCUGCCGGCGGAGCUGCAUAUUCAUUGGCUGGCGGACAGAGACCCUCCCCCAGCAUUAGUGACCAAAGUGGUAGACAAAGACCCACAGUCUAUGUGGCAAUGUUCCCAUAUACUCCUCGGAAGGAGGACGAGCUGGAGCUGAGGAAGGGAGAGAUGUUCCUGGUGCUGGAACGCUGUCAGGACGGCUGGUUCAAGGGCACCUCCAUGCACACUGGCAAGAUUGGAGUCUUCCCUGGGAACUACAUGAGUCCAGUCAGCAGGACAGCGUCAGGGAGCACUCAGCCCAAAGUGCCCAUGAGUCUGUGCACUCAGGCGGGCAGAGGGGUCACCAUCGUCAGCCCCUCUUCUGCUCCCCUUGGGGCCAUUGUUCCAGGGCCCGACUACAACAAAGCGCUCACCGUGUGUUCCAGCGCUGUACCUGCCGGCUCCCAACCUGCAGCUGUAGUAACGGCAGCUCAGACAGCCACGGGCCAACAGCCAAAAGUCCCGCUGCAUGUCAGCUCCCAGAUGACGGUGAAUCAGGCUCGCAACGCGGUCAGGACAGCUGCAUGUCACAGUCAGGACCGGCCCACAGCAGCGGUGACACCCAUCCAGUCUGCAACACCCGUAGCCUAUCUUCCACACCUUGCAGUGUGCCCGCAGCCCUCCUCUAGCCCUGCCCAGGGUUGUACCCGGGCUGGGGUGGCAAUGGGCUGCGCUGCUGCCUCUUUGACCCCACCCAAUGUCAGUGCUGCAUCCUUGGAGGGUGACGCUUUGAGACCUGUACCUGUCCUCACUGUGCCUGUCGGCCCUGGGAACAGCUCCGCUCUCAAUCCCGUGUCUAACAACACAGCUCUCGCCUGCAGACUAGACAAGGAUGUCAAGAGAGAAAAGAAGAGUCUUCUGAAGCUGUUGUCCUCCAAUAAGAAGAAGUCUCGUCCUUCACCCCCCUCCUCUCCUACCCUUGAUGCGGAACAGACUGCAGCUGGAGAGGUGCUACAUGGCGCCGCGGGGCACGACACCUCCCCUCCUUCCGGCUCUGUCAGCUGCCUCGAGCCUGAACCUGCUGCUGCCGUUGCAUCUGCAGCUUCAUCCUCCUCGUCCUCCUCAGUCCCAGAGUCCUCCCAUCGGAAGAGCAGUCCCCUUGAUGGGUGCGCUCCUAUCGCUCCUCCUCCUCGCCAGCCGUGCUCCUCUCUUUUAUCUCAGCAGCAUGAUGCACGGCCCAUCAUAUGUGAGAGGUACAGGGUGGUGGUAUCAUAUCCACCGCAGAGCGAGGCCGAGCUGGAACUUAAGGAGGGCGACAUUGUGUUUGUUCACAGGAAGAGGGAAGACGGCUGGUUCAAAGGCACACUGCAGAGGAACGGCAGGACCGGACUGUUCCCUGGCAGCUUUGUAGACAGCAUCUAAUAAGCACACUACACUGAACCACGGUCUCCGACAACGUGACCCAGCUGACCGCUGCUUGCCUCGCUACAGUCUGUCACUGUUCAAACCAAACGAGGACAGUGCCGACAUCGUGGCUGGGAUAGGACCAUCAGACUGACACUUUAACUGACCAGAGCCCGCUGUGGCUCCGGUCUCUGAGCUGAACACUAGUGGCACGUGGGAGAGAGCUACAGAGAAGAACAGGAUGUGUUGUCAUUAAAAGCACAGUGGACAGAUUUAGAGGAGAGCACACUACUCAUGAACUUUUCCUUUUUUUGUUGGUUAUUUAUAUCUUUGUUAACAAUUCAGCUGUUAAAUGUGUGCCUUGUACUGUUCCUCACUUUAUUGUACAUACGGACACAAAGAUGAUUAGUCCUAAAACAACCAAUAUGAACUGUUGAUAUAGAUAUGUUACACAUUUUAACUUAUUUCAUAGACUGGCCUUUUUGUAGUGCAAAAUAUUAAGGGGUUAAGCUGGCAAAUGCCUUACGCCAUAUUCUAUCACGUCAGUUAUACUUUUCUCCAUUUACACUACUGAUAAAAGUUUUACCAUUAUUUCAAACUGUCAGCAGAAUGGAGAAGGCGUGUCAGACACAGCAGCGCAGGACAAACAAGCAGCGCCGUCUGUGCUUGUGCUGCUCGGUUGGAAAAAAAAAAGGAAACUUCCCCAGCUCCAAAGGCAUUACCUCAACCAGAGGAUCGUAAGACAGAUCUGCCGUAUUGCACAUUCAAGUACACAAGCUACAACUCACACUCAUGUGAACAUUGCACAUCAGAAAACAUUUUUCUGGGGCCAAAUCACAGGGCCCCUCGGUCUUUCUCCUGGUGUCGCUGAGGCUGAAGAGCCAAGGGCCGUUACCUGCGGUGGUCAAAUAUUUGCAUGUGAUUAGCAAAGCCCUCAGCGGCAGACAAAGUGAAGGUAGAUGUGUUGCAGGACUGUUUGGUCAAUGCCUUUUUAAUAUGUGGGGGGGAAAAAAACAUGCACUCCAAAUAGACUGCAGUCAAAAUAUUGCUUACUUUGUACCUUCUGUGUAUUUACUGACCAGAGUAGCUGCUCUCCUAACCUCCCUCGGCCGUGGCCAAACCCAGACAUAGCUCUGCAUCACAAGAGCGACGUAACAUUUCAGUAACUGUGCACAACAGAUUCUUUUCAGUGUGUAUUUAUGUUCGUUACAGAUUCCACAGAGGCUGACACCUGCUGCUCCUGGAGAGUCUCUCCUGUAACUGACCUGGACACGGGAGCAGUAAGGCACACAGACACCCUUCGACGGGCUCUCAGCUUUGUACACUAUAACUCAUUCCUAAUGUGACUUGUGGCAAUAAAAACCCAGCUAGCUAAAGCACAGAAUGUUUGCCUGAAGCAACAUAUCAUUGUAUCACUCCACAGGAAGAGUUGUGUAGUGUUGUUCUGUUGAAUCUCGAAAGUUACAGUUUUAAUUGAAAUCAAUCGCUUUUACCCCCUUGAUUUUUUUUUUAAAGGAUAUUUUGUGAUUGGGUUUGUACAUUUUGUCUCUGCAGAGUCUUUAAUGCUAAGUGUUGUAUUGACUUGAAUUACUGUAAGAGUUGUUUGUGAUCGGAGGGGAUUUGGUUGUAGUGUUUGGUGCUUGUAAAACAAAAAGAAGGGUUAGUUUUAGAAUGAGAAACGGAGAACGAAUGAAAAGUUGGAUUCAGCAAAGAGUAUGUCACAACAUAAUUCCUCUUUUCCUUUUAUUCAGUAUCAUUAAUGACUGACCUCCGACUGACCUGGAGUGCUGUGAAGUCUGAGGGGAGAUUUAAACACUUUGGAGUUGAGGCAAUCACUGAGUCGUGCCAAAUUUGGCUUUGAGAUUGAAUUUACUGACUGAAUUGUUCCCAGAGUUUCAAGUGUAUUCUUUUGUUUGUUUGUUUUGUUGUUUUUUGAGGGGGACCACUGUGUAACUGACUGCUGGAAUAUGUUGUAGUUUGUUUGAAAUUUGGAGAGAGUUUGGAAAAGGAUGGUACAAAUCACUGUUAGGGCCUUUUUCUUUUUGUGUUUCCUGAUUGGUACUUACAUAGAAUAAACCUGAUGUUGUAUUGUU
Toxotes jaculatrix (banded archerfish) is the source of this 5072-nucleotide messenger RNA. RefSeq names its product SH3 domain containing ring finger 1 (gene sh3rf1). Gene Ontology annotation, molecular function: protein binding. The record is from RefSeq and is a predicted model, not a curated record. The transcript has 12 exons. The coding region runs from base 397 to 2997 and encodes 866 amino acids. Lineage: Eukaryota; Metazoa; Chordata; Actinopteri; Toxotidae.